AUGCGGCGCUUCUGGUCCCGCGGUGCUGUUGAUAGCACUCCCGCCGGCGAGAAAACGGGACCUCCCCUCGACCCUGAUUACAUGAUUAAAUGGGACUUUGAUGACCCGGUGAACCCUCAGAACUGGCCUGUACGAUUUAAAUGGUGGGUAACUUUUCAGUUGGGCAUGCUCGCCCUGGCCGGCAGUCUGGGUUCAAGUAUCAUCACUCCGGCCGACCACAUCAUCGCCGACUAUGUUGGCGUGAGUAGCGAGGUAGCAGUUCUAGAUGUAUCAUUAUAUCUCGUUGGUUUCGUCUUCGGCCCGAUUAUCUGGGCGCCAGUGUCCGAAAUCUGGGGGCGCAGAGUGAGCAUUCUUCCACCGGUUUUCUGCCAAGCACUCUUUGCAAUCGGCACAGCAAGAAGUAAAACUGCGGCUGCGGUGUAUUGUACACGCUUUUUCACGGGCUUUUUUGGCUCUGCGCCUAUCAGCAAUGUUACGGCGGCACUGGGAGAUAUCUGGAGCCGAGAGACACGAGGCACAGCAGUGAGUUUAUAUGCAGUGGCUGUGAACGGCGGUCCUGCACUCGGCCCUAUUAUUGGUGCUGCGAUCAUUCUGAACCCUCGCCUUGACUGGCGAUGGUGUUGUUAUAUUUUGGCCAUCUGGGUUUUCGUCACCUUCCUCAUGGCUUUCUUCUUUCUACCUGAGAUGUAUCCGCCGGUGCUUUUGAAGAGGAAAGCACAAAGCGUUCGAAUGGAGAGGAAUGAUCCACGAUACUAUCAUCCGCAUGAACAUAUUCAACUGGACGUCCACUCUAUCGUGACCAAACAGCUUGCCCGCCCCAUGAAGAUGCUGUUCACGGAGCCAAUAGUCACCUGCAUCGCGAUAUACGCUUCCUUCGUCUACGGUGUCAUGUACCUCACCUUGGAAGUGUUUCCGAUAGUGUUCCAGGAGGUCCGUGGCUGGAAUCCUUUAAUUGGUGCUCUACCGUUCCUGGCACUAUUGAUUGGCGUUAUCUCUUCAGUGGGCCUCAACAUUUGGAAUCAAUUCCGCUAUAACGAAAUUGCCAAAGCCGCCAAUGGAAAGGCCGUGCCGGAAGCUCGGUUGCCACCAAUGGCCUUCGGCGCUGUUUUCUUCGUGGUUGGUGCAUUUUGGUUUGCGUGGACAGCCGAACCGCCCCAUCACUGGAUUCUGCCGUGUUUUGCGGCCUUGUUUAUUGGCGUUGGGUUCAACUGUAUCUUCCAACAGUGUUUGAACUUCCUCGUUGACGUUUACGGAAUUUACGCGGCCAGUUCUACCGCGGCUGUCACGUUCCUCCGAAGUAUCAUGGCGGCCGGGCUUCCUUUAGCAGCCAAACCCAUGAUUAGAGCACUUGGUAUUGGCCCUGGCGUUUCAAUAAUUGGCGCCGUGGCUGCGGUAUUAUUACCAAUUCCUUUUUUGUUUAUGAAAUAUGGGCCUCGGCUGCGCGGGUUAUCGAAACUUGUGCCCGAAAAGCUCCAUGGUUAA
Messenger RNA from Penicillium canariense, 1482 nucleotides. RefSeq names its product MFS transporter. The transcript is spliced from 2 exons. The record is from RefSeq and is a predicted model, not a curated record. Lineage: Eukaryota; Fungi; Ascomycota; Eurotiomycetes; Eurotiales; Aspergillaceae. Gene Ontology annotation, molecular function: transmembrane transporter activity. Gene Ontology annotation, biological process: transmembrane transport. Bases 1 to 1482 code for a protein of 493 amino acids.